Messenger RNA from Coniosporium apollinis CBS 100218, 1116 nucleotides. RefSeq lists its product as uncharacterized. Lineage: Eukaryota; Fungi; Ascomycota; Dothideomycetes. The coding region runs from base 1 to 1116 and encodes 371 amino acids. Gene Ontology annotation, molecular function: hydrolase activity. The record is from RefSeq and is a predicted model, not a curated record. The transcript has 4 exons.
AUGAUUGAAAAAGCCCCCACGAACCCCAGCAAGCUCAGCCUCGCCUGGGUCUUCAUCCGCGCCUUCGCCGCCCUCUUCAAGCGCAUGGUCGUCUCGCCCUUCAAAGGCAAGAACGGCGCGCCCACCUACUUCAAAGAUGUCAUGUACGCCAUGCUGCGCGCCCAGCUGGGCAACAUGACAAUCCCAGAGCAGAAAUAUCUAUAUCCCCCGACGACUGCGACAUACUUGCAGGUCGCGAAGGAGAAGGGCUUUCAGCCUGACAGCGUGGUGUUGCCGGAUGGCAUCCAGGCGCAUUGGCUGGGGCCGCGGAGCAAGGAGAAGGUGAUUGUGUAUUUCCACGGCGGCGGCUACGUCCUCCCGGCUGUGAAGGCGCUGCUGGAGUAUCUCUACGCCUUCCAGCAAGAGGCAAACAGCGACGGCCACUCCGUCUCCGUGCUCAUGCUCGCCUAUACCCUGGCGCCCGAGGGCCAGUUCCCGACGCAGCUGAAGCAGGCGGUGGAGCUGAUGCGGUAUCUGUUCGAAACCGAGAAGCGGAGUCCCUCGAAUCUCCUCCUCGCAGGCGACUCCGCAGGCGGCAACCUAUGCCUCUCCCUCCUCUCACACAUCCUGCACCCGCACCCCUCCGUCCCCGCCCUCUCCCUCCCCACCUCCUCCCCCUCCUCCUCUCCAGCCAAAUUCCCAGCCCUCCUCCUCAUCUCCCCCUGGGUCUCCUUCACCUACACCACCCCCUCCUUCACCACAAACGCCGAGCGCGACGCCUUCGGGCCCGCCUCCCUAUCCCGCUGGUCCGCCGCCUUCGUGGGCAACAACAUCAGAGACGAGUACGUCGAGCCCGUGCGCGCAAGCGCAGACUGGUGGGCCGGCGCCUCCGACGUCGUCGAGGACGUGCUGAUCUGGGCGGGCGAGGCCGAGGUGCUCGUCGACGGCAUCAUGGCCUUCGCUGCGGAAUUCAAGCAGGGGUUUGACGGCGGGGAUGAGAAGAGGAGGGGCAAGUGUGAGAUCGUGGUCACGAAGGAUGCGGCGCAUGAGGAGAUGGUGCUGGAGGCGAUUUUUGGAUAUAGGGAGAAAGGGGAGGCGGCGAGGGUUGUCGAGGGGUGGGUUAGGGCGAGGUUGUGA